Molecule: messenger RNA, 2222 nt
Organism: Colletotrichum destructivum
Lineage: Eukaryota; Fungi; Ascomycota; Sordariomycetes; Glomerellales; Glomerellaceae
Product: Putative WLM domain-containing protein
Exons: 3
Coding region: 203-1723 (506 amino acids)
Source: RefSeq, a predicted model, not a curated record
CACGUGACUGCGCGUCAUCCCGCUCCGUCGUUUUGCCCCUCGACACGCUCCAGGCUCCGAAACAGCUCUUCUUUCUGCCAGGUCGCGAAAGAGACACCUUCCAGAAAAGGUCAACGGAAAUCUCGCCAAAUUCCAAAAAAAAAAAAAUCCGUGCGGGCCAGUCUCAAAAAACCGUCCUGUCGUUUUGCAUCUCAGGCUCAUCAUGCCGAUCGGCAUUCAGCGGCUCAAUGCGAAACGCUCGCAUCCGAACGACCGGAUCAUCUUCAUCAAGCCUUUGAAAGGCCGAGAUGAGAAGACGGCCCAGGAUUUUCUUGAAAGGAUAGCAGCACAAUGCUUGCCGAUCAUGAAAGAGCACCACCUGUCGGUGAUGUCUCUCGAGGAGUACGAGCCGAAUCAGGAAUUCGUCGGCAGAAACUUCAACGCUGGUGAAAUCAUACAGCUAGUGCUCAAGUCGCGAUCGGGGCGGUGGCUGCCGUUCGAGUACGUUCAAAUGGUCAUGAUGCACGAACUGGCGCACUGUAAGCAAAUGAACCAUUCCAGAGCCUUCUGGGCCGUGAGGAACCAGUACGCCGAUUUGAUGCGAGGGCUGUGGCAGCGAGGGUACUCCGGCGAAGGGAUCUGGGGCCGCGGAGCUCAACUAGGGACGGGACAGUUCCAGAACAACGUCACGCUGCCCGGAGAGCCGCUUCCAGAGCAUCUCUGCGGCGGUACAUAUCGAUCUCGCGGCCGCAAACGUAAGAUUAAGCCCAAGCUGUCCUACAAGGAGCAAAAGGAGCGUCGAAUUCUCAAGAAGUUUGGUGCCAACGGCGUUACGCUUGGCGCGGAUGAGGAGACAAAAGUCAAGCUGGAGGGCGGCAAGCGCACGCAGGCAAAACCUCGUGUGGCUGGCAGCGCUCGAGGGCGUGAGUUGCGGGCGGCGGCGGCGCUGGCACGGUUCGACAAGGUCAAGGAGGAGCCCGAAGAUGAAAUCAAAUUCGAGGUAAAGGACGAGGACGACAGCGGCGAAAGCGAAUACGAAGACGACCCGGCGGACGUCAAGAACGAAGAUGCGAUCGACAUUGAUGGAAAGCCAAUUACUGAUGGCAAAGGCCGUGGGAUGAUCAAGGUUUGCGAAGACGAGAAUCCGGACGAUCAGGAUGCCCAGAACGAGCUUCAAGAGCUGCGCAAUUCGGUACAGCAAUGGCGGCAGACACAUCUUAAUUUCAAGCGCGAAGACGACUCCGCUGAGGUGACUGCGUCACUGGAUCGAUCGAGACAGGCUGAGGAACCGACCUCUCACGCACCAAGGCAGGUCGUACAGCCCCGAGUCAAGAUCAAGAAGGAGGAAGGUGAUGCCGAUGGCGAGGAGCCAAUUCUAAAUACCGCCAAUGCAAUUCCCACAAUCAAGAGAGAGGCAGAAGAUGCGCACCGGCUACCUUCAUCUUACCGUCUGAUCUCGCCGAACAGCGCGACAUCCCCGUCUGGUAAGGAUGGGGCGACACAGCCGGUCACAACGUCGACAACAAGGGCACCGGGGUCUGCUGAGGUAUGUGGAAUUUGUUCCUUUGCCAACCCGGUCCUGUCGAUAACUUGCACCAUGUGCUCGCAUGUGCUGGACCCGGCAAGCGUGCCGAACGCCUGGCGAUGUCGGAGCACCGCGUGUCAAGGCAGCGAGUACCUCAACCCGGGCGACUUUGGAGUUUGCGGAGUGUGCGGGCAGAGCAAAAAGCAAGGUCAGAGGUGACACAAGGAAUUCUGGUGGGACGAGACUCUCAUGACAAAUGGCGAAUGGCAAAUUGCACAGGGCGGGACUGGCGGAGGACAAUGAGUAUCGUGCUACCUACUAUGUAUUGUACGGCGCGUUGUGCUCCUCGGUUGUGGGGACUUUGGAAGAUUGCGCGAAAUCCUUGAGAUCAGGGGGGCGGGUUAGGAAGAAGGGGAUCACGAGCUGUGAGGCAAUGGGCGCCUUUAAUAUCGAGAUACUAUCCAUGCCCUGCAGACUAACCAAGGAAACGAAUGGGUCGUCGAGCUCAUUCUCGGCGGGGCGGGCUCCGGGCAUUCAACCCCGUGUGAGCAAUCGGUUUCCUGUUAUUUUUGAGAAACAAAAUCCCCUUUAGACUUUUUGGUGCGAAUGGCAAUACCCUUACACGACCAACUUACCAGAAUGACUACGGUCCAUUUAGGUUUGCACGCCAACUCGUCGAGUAAAGUUUUGCGGGCGGGUUCGUCUAGUGUAUCUGUAA